UUAUUUGUGUCAUUCUAGUUAAAAAUGGCGGCCUCCGUGUUACAACGCUGUUUGGCUGCGGCUGUCAAAGUUAAAUUUGUAACUCCAACUUUUACAGUCAGAAGAUGCUUGCUCUCCGCUGCAUACACAGACACUAAACUAUGGGAGGCGAGAGAAAAGGAUCCUCAGAACCUGGCUUUGUUGGCCACCUUCAUGGACAGAACUUAUGAGAGGAAGCUCCCGGUUAGCUCUCUUACUAUAUCACGGUUUGUUGACAAUAUAUCAUCAAGAGAGGAAGUUGACCAAGCUGAGUACUACCUUUACAAGUUUCGGCACAGCCCAAAUUGCUGGUAUCUUAGAGAUUGGACUGUUCAUGGUUGGAUCAGACAGUGUCUUAAAUACGGGGCAAGGGAGAAAGCACUGCACACACUUAAAAACAAGGUCCAGUAUGGAAUAUUCCCAGAUGAUUUCACCUUCAACCUUCUCAUAGAUUCUUACAUCAAGACUGAAGACUUCAGAAGUGCUUGCUCUGUUGUCGAAGAGGUGAUGCUCCAGGAGGCUUUUGACCUCACCUCUACACAGAUCUUGUCUUUGUAUUCUUUGGGCAGUUAUCUAGCAGCUAAGCCAGAACUAAGUUUGUCAGAUGAGAGGGCACUGGGAGCAUCUCUGCUGAUUGUUGGACUUGAACAAGACAACACCGUUGGCCUCAGUGCUCAACUUCUUGGCAAUGCUCUCUUAGGCAAGGUGGAGAUGUUGAAGGGCAUCCACGCUGUGUUCAAAGGGAUGCCUCUGAUGUGGACCCAUGGAUAUCUGGGCCGAGCCCUGGCCAUCAUGGAGAGAGUGGCUGCCGCUUCUACAGAUGUCAGACUGUCCAAAGAUGCAGUUGACUGCCUAAAUGAUGUGCUACACGACCUCUCCUCUCCCUCUGAGUCGGACUCUGAGUCAGACUCUGGAGGAGAAGAUGACAAAAAAGAGACCCCUGACAAAAAAGAGACCACCCUAGAUGAGGAUGAUGAGAAGGAACAGUCCAAGCUACCUCACUAUGUCAGCAGGUUUAAGGAACUGAGCAGCGAGCUGGAGUCUAAGGGCAAGGUGGAUCCUGCCCACUUCCAGACAUCAGUGUCCGCUCUGGCCAAACAGGGACUGGCUGUAGCCGAACAGCUUGACAUAGAGCAGUACCUGGAUAAGGUGCAGGCCUGGGAGGAGGAGAGGAGGAAUCUGAUCCAGAGAGAGAAGGAGUUCAGGGAGAAGGCCGAGCAGGAGAGACAGGAGCGGCUGGCUGCCAGGGCUGCAGCGAAGCAAGCAUAGAAACUCAACAGUAAAACCAGAGUUGAGCUAAGUGUUCAUUCAGUAAAUAUAUCUGUGAAAUUAUACAUAAUCGAGAGUUAAGAGUAUAAUUUUUACCUUUGUAAAAUUUGUUUUAAUCACUCAUGCUGCUGUUCAGCUCAGCUUUUUCUCUCGCAUGUUUUGCUGUUUCUGUAAAUAUCAUUUGUACUUCUGUGAUAAUGGAAAACCCCAACUGCUGCCGCUGUUUGUCGUGUGUUAUUAAAUAUUCUG
Molecule: messenger RNA, 1536 nt
Organism: Lampris incognitus (smalleye Pacific opah)
Lineage: Eukaryota; Metazoa; Chordata; Actinopteri; Lampriformes; Lampridae
Gene: mrps27
Product: mitochondrial ribosomal protein S27
Exons: 12
Coding region: 25-1287 (420 amino acids)
Cellular component (GO): mitochondrion
Molecular function (GO): protein binding
Source: RefSeq, a predicted model, not a curated record